UAUAACACUGAUUUCCCGCCAAUCGUCAGUGUUGAGUUAACGUUGAAACUUCUGUGGAUUCCUUUUUUUUCGAUUUACAAAGUUUUAGUUCAAUGUGAUAGUGACUAAAAUUCUUUGCAUUUUAUUUGUUAUUAUUAACCUCAUAAAGAAAACUCAGUUUUACAAAAUGCCUGGCGUUGAUGAAUGGGUAGAAUGCCCUCUCGGUAUUGUCAGUGAAAUAUUUGCAAAAAGUGGACCAUCUCAAUGUCAUGAAAAAGUUACAGAAUACUUUGAAAAGAGGCUCAAAGAAAAAAAUAAUUAUUCAUUGGUUCCUUCUCUAAACAAUGUUCCUGUUCACUGUCUGAAACCAAAUAGCUUGGUACGUUUUCGUUGUAUGAUCCAAGAUAUGUUUGAUCCAGAAUUUUUCUUGGGGGCUUAUGAGGUCAUUGACUUUAGGUCACAUGAGAAAAAGCUUCAACCAGGACUUUACAAAGACUUAGCAGAUUGUAAGGAUACAGAAGAAGUGGAUUUAAACUCUCCAGGAAAUACCACAAUGGACAGACUGACCUACUACUGUGUUAGUGUACCUGGUGAAACUGAAUGGGUGAAAGAUAGUUUUCUUACGUAUGAGUCAGAAACUAUUGAAGCAACCACUUCCACAACACCACAACGACAGAAAAGAUCAUUAGAGGAUGAAACUGAAGACAUGGAUACCUCAUGUAGUAAUAGCAGUGAAGCAGAAACAAAAAGAACAAGAACAGAUGCCAUGCAAGUCUCAGCACACAGUAGUCUAAACAUACCCAACUUGAAUUUUCCACUUCCAAAUUCUCAAGGCAAAGCUUGUCUUGUCAAACUGUAUGGAGGUUCAGAAAGCUUGAAAGUUAAUGACGUUGUUGAAGUUAUUGCUGUUCUUUCAGUGGAGCCAUCGCUAGCUCACGUUAGCCGUUUUGCUUCACAAAGAAAUGAGGGCAAUGAUGCAGUAUCCAUUGGAGGGCUUUCAGAAUUUGAGUCUGAAGAAUUAGAGGCACAUAAUCCACCACCAUCGCUGGUGCCACGUCUUCAUGCCAUAUUAAUUAAGCCUCUAGAUCACAUCAACCCAAAACUUCCAGUGGGACUUAAAUCUAGCAAAAACCAAAAAGUUAUCCAGGAAAUUCAAAAAGAAGCAGCUACUACAAGAGGAGAACUUCACACUAUCUUGACACAAGCUCUUCUUGGUGAUAGUUUAUCUGCUGAUUAUCUGUUAUGUCACCUGUUAUCUUCAGUUUACACUCGUUGCGAUGUCAUGGCUUUAGGAAAGCUAAGCCUUAACUUGACCAAGAUUCCUGUUCUUGAAGGUUAUAAGAAAAGCCUGUACCAACUAAUAGAAACACUUGUCACAAAGAGUUUUUACUUGCCAAUGACUCUUCAGAAUCUGAACACAUUCACUUUUGUUCCAAAGAAAGACUAUUCCCAAAACCGUUUGAUUAGUGGUAUACUUCAGUUGAGUGAUCAUACACACUUGGUUAUUGAUGAGACAUCUUUAAGUACUGGGCAGCUGGAAGCCAAAGGUGUACAGAAUAUAACUGCUCUUGGGAAUCUGAUUAAAUGGCAACGUGUGGAUUAUGAUUUCAGCUAUCAUAAGAUGGAGUUUUCUUCUAAUGUUGCUUCAUUAGUUCUUUCAGAAGGACGCUCUAUCCUUCCAACAGAUAUUCAAGUACCAUUAAAGCCACUUGUAAGGCCCGAGGAUUUUGACGAACAGUUUGGUUUGAUAAAAACCUAUCUUUCUGAAGGUUUACUAGAGAAGUUACGUAAUUAUAUUACUGUGUGUAAAGUUUUGGAGUUUGUAAUGAAUGAGGAUAUUCAAAAAAUAAUUCAAGAUGACUUUGUGCACAUGAGAAGAGAGAAUCAGAACAUGACAGCUGAUGAUCUUCAUUCACUUCUGGUUUUGGCCAGGUACCUUUCUCUUAGUGUUGGAUUUUCAACAAUGAAUAAAGAAUCUUGGGAAAAAGCGAAGGAACUGGAAAAAGAACGAAAAAGACGUCUGCAGUAAAGAGCACUUGAACUUUUACACACAGAACUGGGUCACUCAACUCUUUAGAUAGAAAGGAUCGAUCUUUUUUCCUGGCAAGCCGGGUGAUGCUUCAAGGGCAUAACAAUCUUUAUUCUGAAAUGAGAGUGAUCCUCAAUCAUGUGGGUGGCAUCUGCACUUUGAGAGAAUUAGUAUUAUUGUUUUGUCUAUAUAACUCCAUGUUCUCUCAGUCUAAAACAAGUUGAGGUAAGAUAUUAGUCUGAAUAGAGAUCACAGUUUGAAAUAGAUCAGUUUGUAUGCAGUAAAGGUGCACGUUUACUUUUGUGUUGGUUAUUGUUGUUU
Molecule: messenger RNA, 2329 nt
Organism: Limulus polyphemus (Atlantic horseshoe crab)
Lineage: Eukaryota; Metazoa; Arthropoda; Merostomata; Xiphosura; Limulidae
Product: mini-chromosome maintenance complex-binding protein-like
Exons: 12
Coding region: 167-2008 (613 amino acids)
Biological process (GO): DNA-templated DNA replication
Molecular function (GO): chromatin binding
Source: RefSeq, a predicted model, not a curated record